Messenger RNA from Scleropages formosus (Asian bonytongue), 2188 nucleotides. RefSeq lists its product as uncharacterized. The transcript has 3 exons. The record is from RefSeq and is a predicted model, not a curated record. NCBI's taxonomy places the organism in Eukaryota, Metazoa, Chordata, Actinopteri, Osteoglossiformes, Osteoglossidae. Bases 101 to 1972 code for a protein of 623 amino acids.
GGGAAAAAGGUCUUCUGAGCACCAGUAGUCAGUCUGUGUAGGAAGAAGGAAAUUAGCUGUAACUGGUUCCUACUGGAGGAGUUCUGGUUUGCUGCACUCAAUGAUGACCUCUGGGUUUUACCUAAAAUUGCUGUGGUGUAUCUUGUUAAUAUGUUCUUUGUUUGGUGAAGGUGAACAAGCUCCCAGCUUUGGUGCUUCUCAGAGCUCUACCCUCAAUUAUGAAGAUGAUUAUAGAAGAUUGCCAAGGGGACCUUUGCUCUGGAAUGAAGCCAGUGUUGUUCCUUCUUGGGAUGCUGACAGCUCUGAGGACAGUAAUGUUUUAGCUGAUGUAUCUGAUACAUUUCAGAGAAAUUCUUCUAGUAAUGAUAGCUUAGCCACUGGUAAAGCUGCCUCUACUAGUCUCUGGGGCUCAUUCUUGCUUGGCUUUAGUAAUAGCUCUGCCAAUGUUAAGCCUUCCCAGAACUCCUCUUAUGUGAAUAGGACAUCUUAUCUUGAACAGGCAGUUAGUUCCUCAGGAGGUGAAUCUCACCACCAGAGUCUAAGCCCUCGAGUUGGAGCUGGUUCUCUUCUAGAUGCAGUCUUUCAGAUUGGCCGAAAGCUAUCUCAGGCUAGCUUGAUUCCUCUCCAGAAUGUAAUGUACUCUCUUGGCUAUAGUUAUAGGUCAGAUGGCUCAUUCCCAGGUAAUCAUGACCCAAGACCGCAGGGUGUCUUGGCAUCAACUCAGAUGACUAGAUUUGCUCAGGGCUCCUAUACUUCUGGAAUGCAUGACAUCUCUACUACAACUCAGGUGAUUCCACAGUCUGGCUCUGUUCCAGGCCAGACCUUAAACCAGAGUGGUUCAUCUCUUGCCCAGGCUGCAGAUUCACAGGCUGGCUAUCCAUACAUUAAUUUGAACUCUACUACUAAUCAAAUAGGUCCAAAUGCUGGUUCUGUUCCCUUGCAACAUAACAAGUCACAGGUGGGCUUCAGCUCUGCUCAAGGGUUGUGGUAUCCUUCCAGUAAAGACCCUGUUCAUCCAGGGAUCAAAGGAGUUACUUCUGGUAACUAUGCUACUGUACAAUGGGUAGCUUCCGAGACUGGGUUUCCUGUGUCUCAAGCUAGAGGCACUGUAAUGAGUUCAGCUCCUGUUCAGAGUCAAGGUUCCCAGCUUGGCUACCCCCACGUGAGUUUUGCCCCUGCUCAGACUAUUUCAAUCAGUGGCUUGAGUCCUUCCCAACCUAGUAGCUCACAAGUAGUUUCUGGCCCUGCUAAUGGGUUGCUGUAUCCCCCUGGCUUCACAUAUGAUCAGGGUGCAGUUUCUUCAGGUGCUCAGAGCAGCUAUGAUACCUAUUCAGUAUCUUCCCAGAGUGGUGGUGCUGUUCCUAAUUGGGCUGUAACCACUUUUCCUGGCCUGACAAUGGUUCCACAGGCUGACUUUAUGACCGGUUUGGUCACAAUGCCCCAAGCUGGUUUUAUUCCUGGCGUGUCCCACUGGGAUCCUAUGGGUUGCAGUUCUGGCUGGGAUGUUGGUUAUCGCCACCUCCAGGUUAAUUCUGCCUUGGCUCAGCUAGCUGGUCCUGUAGCUGCUUAUGGUCCUUCUCGCACCACUGAAUUUCAGGUGGUUUCUGCUCCUGCCCAUACAAUUGUUAGUGCUAUUCCAGUCAAUACCAUGGUGAAUAGCAGACCCCAGUCUCGUGCUAGUGCAGCUCUAGGCCAGACUGUGGUGCCCUAUGGAAUUCGUCAUCUUGCCCACACAGUAAGUGGUUCUGCUCAGGUGGUACAAGAGCCAUCCAAUUUUAAUUGGCAACAUACUGUUUCACCAGUCCCUUUGGUUUCUGGAGCUAGCAACUAUAGGGGACUCUACAGUCCUGGCCAGCCUCUGGGCUCCUGGGCUGUUACUCCUCAUCUUAUGAGAGUCCCAGGUGAUCUAUGCUUAUGUCUGAAGGAUUUCAGAGUUUCAUCCAGUCUCCUGUUGCUGAUAUCAGUAUCUUGACCUACUAUGUUAAAGAGGGAACAUUCAGAAUGAGAUCUAGAACCCAGUGCCUUAGUUGCAAAAUGGAUUGUAAAGCACUGUAGCUGUAAUUCCUCAGUAAGGAGUCACUUGCCCUGUUUGUUCAGAAAAGCAGGUGUAAUUACACGUAUGAGCAACUUCCAAUUAAAAUGUGGAAAAGUUCCAGGACAACACUAAUGAAUUGGAUUUUAAAUAAAU